GGGGAUGCAUUUCUGGUACUGGUGGUAUUAGACAAGCUCUAAGGGAAUAAUCUCUUUCUUAUUUCUAUAUUUUUUUCCCAUGAUAACUAAGAACAAGAAAAUCCAAAAUUUCACUUUGAAUUUUGGACCUCAACAUCCUGCUGCUCAUGGUGUUUCACGAUCAGUAUUGGAAAUGAACGGAGAAGUGGUGGAACACGCAAAACCACAUAUUGGAUUACUCCAUAGAGGGACUGAGAAAUUAAUUGAGUACAAAACUUAUCUUCAAGCUUUACCUUAUUCUGAUCGUUCAGACUAUGUUUCUAUGAUGGCCCAAGAACACGCUCAUUCUUCAACCGUAAAGAGACUUUUGAAUUGCGAGGUACCAUUAUGAGCUCAAUAUAUACGGUUAUUCCAUGAAAUAACUCAAAUUUCAAAUCAUUCACUUGCUUUAACUACUCAUGCUAUGGAUAUAGGAGCAUCAACUUCGUUCCUGUGGGCUUUUGAGGAGCGGGAGAAAUUGUUGGAAUUCUAUGAAAGAGUCUCGGGAGCCAGGAUGCAGGCUAGUUUCAUACGACUAGGUGGAGUGGCACAAGAUCUGUCUCUUGGCUUAUGUAUAGAUAUUGAUUCAUUCACACAACAAUUUGCUUUUCAUAUCGAUGAAUUAAAAGAGAUGUCAACCGGCAACCAUAUCUGGAAACAACGAUUAUUGGAUAUUGGUACUGUCACUGCACAACAAGCAAAGGAUUGGGGAUUCAGUGGUGUAAUGUUAAGAGGUUCUGGGGUAUGCUGGGAUUUGCGAAAAGUAGCACCUUACGAUGUUCAUGACCAAUUGGAUCCUGACAUACCAAUAGGUACCAGAGGAGAUUUCUAUGAUCAUUACUGUAUUCGUAUCGAAAAGAUGCGACAAAGUGUUCAGAUCAUUAUGCAAUGUCUUUAUCAUAUUCCUAGUGGCAUGAUCAAAGCUGAUGAUCGUAAGCUAUGUCCUUUAUCACGAUCUCGAAUGAAACUAUCCAUGGAAUCGUGCACUGUGUGA
Messenger RNA from Capsicum annuum, 1012 nucleotides. Its product is annotated as NADH dehydrogenase [ubiquinone] iron-sulfur protein 2-like. Gene Ontology annotation, biological process: mitochondrial electron transport, NADH to ubiquinone. The record is from RefSeq and is a predicted model, not a curated record. NCBI's taxonomy places the organism in Eukaryota, Viridiplantae, Streptophyta, Magnoliopsida, Solanales, Solanaceae. Gene Ontology annotation, molecular function: NAD binding; quinone binding; NADH dehydrogenase (ubiquinone) activity.